This is a messenger RNA of Scleropages formosus (Asian bonytongue), 6287 nucleotides long. It is a transcript of the gene thbs2b, whose product is annotated as thrombospondin 2b. Gene Ontology annotation, molecular function: calcium ion binding; protein binding. The coding region runs from base 428 to 4003 and encodes 1191 amino acids. Lineage: Eukaryota; Metazoa; Chordata; Actinopteri; Osteoglossiformes; Osteoglossidae. Gene Ontology annotation, biological process: cell adhesion; negative regulation of angiogenesis. Gene Ontology annotation, cellular component: extracellular region. The record is from RefSeq and is a predicted model, not a curated record. The transcript is spliced from 22 exons.
AGAUGUUCGCGGUAGUUUACCAUCCUUCCAGAAAUACCUCUUUGUCGUCUCGGUUCGGUGUGAGAACUGCGGGGGUUAAACCCGUAUUCAUAUAAAUGUAACCGCAGGCUGCGCAGUCAGAAGGAGCGCGCGGCUUAGGACCCACUUCCACAGGACUUCGAGAAGACUUGAUGCCGACUUGGAGAAGAAGACUCCAUGAGAACUUCAAGUGCGAGGGACCCCCCGGCCGAGGCUAUAUAAGGAGGAGAAGAAGUGUCGGGCGCUUCACUGCGGUUCUUUGAGCUCUUUCUUCAGCCACCACAGAGUGAACAUCGGCGGAGCACUAGUGAAGUCCAUCAUCAUACUGAGCUCCAUCACCGUGUUCUCUAUGAAGCGCUUCUAAGAGUUCUUUAAACACCCGAAGAUCGGACCUGCUAAUCCAGGAGUCAUGAUUCUCAGGGGAAGUUCAUUCUGGCUGCCACUGCUACUUCUAUCUGUCUCCGCUCUUGCUCAAGAUGACGAAGAAUUGGAAGAUGGCACCGUCAUCGACUUGCUGCAUUCCAGCCAAAUCACAGAUAUGACCCCCGGUGUCAAGAUCUUCCGGGGGCUGGAGCCAGACACCCCAGCCUACCGCUUCAUCAGUGCGGAAUCGCUGCCUCCGGUGAGCGGAGGAGCUCUGCGACAGCUUGUGAGGCAAAUCCAGAACAAUGAGGGCUUUGUGCUCUCAGCAACCUUUCGGCAGGACCGAGGCUCCCGCAGCACUCUGCUGUCCAUGGUGGGCCCUGGGGAUCGCCUUCAAUUCCAGGUGGUGUCCAAUGGCCGCGCCAACACCCUGGACAUUUUAUACUGGGCUGAUGGCUCCAAUAAGAUGGUUUCCUUCGAGGAUGUUGACUUGGCUGAUUCGCAGUGGAAGAACCUGACUAUGGAGGUACAUGGCGAGGUGGCCAAUUUAUUAGUGGGCUGCUCUCUGGUUGACGGCUUCAUUCUGGACGAGCCCUUCUAUGAAAACCUGCAUUUUGAGGGCAGCCAGAUGUUUGUGGCCAAGGGAUCCAUGCGACAAAACCACUUUCGUGGGUUGCUGCAAGACAUACAAUUCAUCUUUGACACCCCGGCAGAGGAGGUCCUGGCCAGCAGGGGCUGUGAGAUCUCCAAGCAUGAUGAGGCCAACGCCGUGAGCGAGAGUGCCGAGGUGACGGAGACACCUGAGGACCUGCCUGUGGACCCCAGCGCUCCCACCAACUCCAUCGGGCCCAAGCUGGAGACCCCGGCCCCGGCGGCAGCGCCAGGUUCACAGCUCAUGUGCGAGCGCUCGUGCGAGGAGCUGGCCAACCUGUUCCAAGAGCUGCAGGGUUUGCGUGUCGUCGUGAGCAACCUCAUCGAUGGCCUGCAGAAAGUGACGGAUGAGAACACCGCCAUGAAGGAGACACUGGCAAAGAUGAAGAUGAGUGAGCAGCAGGUGUGCUGGCACGAUGGAAGACUGUUUGAGGACAAGGAGGACUGGGUGGUGGACACCUGCACCAUGUGCACCUGCAAGGAAGGGAGAGCGGUCUGCCGGGAGAUCUUAUGUCCUCUGGUGUCCUGCGCCAAUCCAACCUUCCCUGAUGGGGAAUGUUGUCCUGUUUGCCUGUCUACCGACAGCAACGAGUUUACGGCUUGGUCGCCCUGGUCGGAGUGGACGACUUGCACGGUCACCUGUGGCACAGGAACGCAGCAGAGGGGUCGUUCCUGCGACGAUUCCAGCAGCUCGUGCCCUGGUCCAUCCAUCCAGACACGCAGGUGCAGCAUGGGAAAGUGCAGCAACCACAUCCGAAGGGAUGGUGGGUGGAGCCUAUGGUCACCGUGGUCCUCCUGCUCGGUGACGUGUGGCGAUGGCCAGAUCACCCGCAUCCGGCACUGCAACGCUCCUGUUCCACAGCGCGGGGGCAAGGACUGCGAGGGCACUGGGCGUGAAACCCAGACCUGCCAUGCAAACCCAUGUCCCAUCGAUGGUGGAUGGGGCCCCUGGUCCCCGUGGGCGGCCUGCUCGGCAACCUGUGGCGGGGGACUGAAGAGCCGAAUGCGGGAAUGUAACAGCCCCCACCCUGAACAUGAGGGCAGGCCGUGUCUGGGGGAGACUGUUGACAACGAGGUCUGCAACAAGCAAGACUGCCCUAUUGAUGGCUGUCUCUCAAACCCGUGUUUUGCUGGGGUGGAGUGCAGCACUGGAGCCGAUGGAUCCUGGGAAUGUGGCCCCUGUCCCCUGGGUUUCCGUGGCAAUGGCACCCACUGCGAGGAUGUGAAUGAGUGUGACAUGGUCUCGGACCUGUGCUACAACGUGCCGGGCACUGAGCGGUGUAUCAACACAGAGCCUGGCUUCCACUGUCUCCCCUGUCCCCCACGGUACAAGGGCACUCAGCCUUAUGGCUUGGGAGUGGAGGUGGCCAAGAACAACAAGCAGGUCUGUGAGCCAUAUAACCCUUGCAAGGACAAUACCCACAGCUGCCACAAGUUUGCAUUGUGCAUCUUCUUGAGCCACUUCAGUGACCCCAUGUACAAGUGUGAGUGCCGGACCGGCUAUGCCGGAGAUGGCAUCAUCUGUGGUGAGGACUUUGACCUGGAUGGCUGGCCAAACCAGAACCUAGCUUGUGGAGAAAAUGCUACCUACCACUGCAAGAAGGACAAUUGCCCUCAUCUGCCCAACUCAGGGCAGGAAGACUUUGACAACGAUGGCCAAGGAGAUGCCUGCGACAGUGACGACGACAACGACGACAUCGUGGACGAAAGGGAUAAUUGCCCACUACAGUACAACCCACGUCAGUUUGAUUACGACAAGGAUGAUGUUGGUGAUCAGUGUGACAACUGUCCUUAUGAACACAACCCAGCGCAAACCGACACAGACAACAAUGGCGAGGGAGAUGCCUGUUCCAUCGACAUUGACGGAGACGAGAUCCUGAAUGAGCAGGACAAUUGUCCCUACUUCUACAACACAGACCAGAAGGACACUGAUCUAGAUGGUGUGGGAGACCAGUGUGACAACUGCCCCCUUGUUCACAACCCAGACCAGAAAGACAAGGACAAUGACCUGGUGGGAGAUCAGUGUGACAACAACCAGGACAUUGACGAAGACGGCCACCAGAACAAUAUGGACAACUGCCCCUACAUCCCUAAUGCAAACCAGGCUGACCAUGACCAGGAUGGGAAGGGUGAUGCCUGUGAUCCAGAUGAUGACAACGACGGGAUCCCUGAUGAUCGAGACAACUGCAGGCUUGUGGCCAACCCAGAUCAAAUUGACUCUGACGGAGACGGCCGUGGUGAUGCCUGCAAGGAUGACUUUGACAACGACAACAUCCCAGACAUCAUUGAUGUCUGCCCAGAGAACAACGCCGUCAGUGUCACAGACUUUCGCAAAUUCCAGAUGGUUCAUCUUGACCCCAAGGGGACUACACAGAUUGACCCCAACUGGGUGGUUCGGAACCAAGGAAAGGAGCUUGUGCAGACCGCCAACUCAGACCCAGGGAUUGCUGUGGGCUUUGAUGUGUUCAAUGCGGUGGACUUCAGUGGCACGUUCUAUGUGAACACGGACCGAGAUGAUGACUAUGCUGGCUUCGUGUUUGGCUACCAGUCCAGCCGGCGGUUCUAUGUGGUCAUGUGGAAGCAGAUCACCCAAACCUACUGGGAGACUAAGCCUUCCAAGGCCUUUGGCAUCUCUGGCGUGUCCCUCAAGGUGGUCAAUUCCACAACGGGCACAGGGGAGAUUCUCCGAAAUGCCUUGUGGCACACAGGCAACACCAAGCAUCAGGUCCGCACCCUCUGGCACGACCCAAACAAUAUUGGCUGGAAGGAUUACACAGCCUACCGCUGGCACCUCAUACACAGGCCCAAGACUGGAUUCAUCAGGGUCGUGGUCUAUGAAGGGAAACAGAUCAUGGCUGAUUCAGGCCCCAUCUAUGACAAGACCUUUGCUGGAGGAAGGUUAGGACUCUUUGUCUUCUCCCAGGAGCUGGUCUACUUCUCUGACCUGAAGUACGAAUGCAGAGAUAACUGAGCUCUGCGAGGGGUGAAAAUGAAGUUCUCAAGCCAUAAUCAAGUAAUCAUAAUCUUAUAAACUGAUCCUGUGACAUUUUUCGGAUGAAUCCACAGCAAAAAGGUACAUCAGAGUACAAGAUGUUCAGCCAAACUUACUACAACUGUCUGCCACGUCAGCCAAUGGAAGUGAGCACCGCUUUUUUACUGUCCUCAGGACCAGUUCCUGCUAUACCCAAGAGCUUGGGGGAUGUGGAAUAACCUGACAGGACUAUGGAGGGUUAGGGUAUUGCGAUGGUACCACUGGGGUGCGGAGUAUCCUAACACUGGCCCAUGGUCUUUCCAGCUCAGAAUUCAUUGUACCUUAUAGAGUGACCAUAACAUUAAACUCAUUAUAAUGUAUUACUUCUACAAAUAUACCUGGGCGAACUAUACAUUUUCAGUUCCGAGUUUUAUCAUUCCAGUUCAGCGUUUUAAAGUUAUACACCACCUUUUUUUCUCUCAAUUUACUGUACAGAUAUGUGUGUAAUGUCGAGUGAUUCUUAUUGAUUGUAGCCAAGUGUCACUUUCCUUCGACAGGAGAUGCUGUGAAAUUAUUCACCUGAAUGGGGAUUUUUCCAGUAUCACCAUAACAAAUCAUUCCAGCUUGUUGCACAAAUUGCUCUUUAAGGUUAUUGCAUCAUUUCCUGUUGUCUUGAAUGAGUCCCUUUUAAGAGGGUCUCUUGUUGUGACUUGCAUUUCAAUUCAGAAAUUUAGCCUUCUAAUGUUUGAAUUGCUUUUGGGGUGAAGAUGUUUAUAUUAAGAUUGUACUAUAAUUUCUUUUGUAAAUUAUUCGUGUUUUGCUUCACAUGUCAUGAGCUGAUUUUUUUUUUUGUUCUAGCCAAGAGAUGUAUAUAAUUAUUUAUUGUCAACAUUGAUUAAAUUUCUUCAGCUCAAGUGCUAAGGCAUAUAACUACAAUAUUCAGAUUUUCCCAAAAACCAAAAUAAGAUGACGUGACAUUUCAAAAGCAUCUUAUCUUACUUCUUCAGCAAAAUGUGUUACAAGUUCAACAGCUGUAAAUUUAAAAAGGUAUCUUAGAAAGCAUUUUAAUAUAUUUAAAAGUGAUUUAUUUUCUGGACGUGUGACUGAAAAUGCAACUCGACUGUAAAGAUUGUAAACAACAGGACUGGUUUUUGGGUCUCGUCGUAGAAACUGUACAGGCGAAAUGCUGGAAAAAUAUUGGAUAAAAUGCUGGUUCAUCUUUGAAAUCGAUCCAUGUGACUCUACUGGAGGUUAAACAAUUAGAGUGCAGUGCGGAAUGACGACGUUGUCACACACAACAAUGAAAAUAAUCAUCUUAAUUUUAGUCUGUCCUCAUUCUCAGGACUAAACAUAACACAACUGUUAUUUUUAAUUCAGCAACAUAUUGAGAAAAUUUUAGAUCAGUGACUGUGAGACAGUUUCUAAAAAAAAUGGUUAUUUGUUGUACAUUUAAACCAUUGAGUUCAAGAUCUGUUUAGGGUUUCCUUGGAAAUGACGAUAGUAGUUUAAAAAUUUGUAUGUUGCGUUGUUCCAAAGACAACAUCAUGAAGGUUGGCUGAAUUUCAUGACCAAACAGUAUUUUUCUCUGGAUUCCCUCCAUCCGCAGACAACACUAAUAGAACAUUAACCCAUAACUAGGAUUUUUAAUUCUUUAAUUGGAUGGGUCUUAUGGAUUAGUAGCUGAUGACAUCUAUAUACCUUUUUUAUAGCUUUUAUACUACAAUUGUUUUGUAUGUUUCAUAACUACCAUAUUACCAUGUAUUUUUUUAUUCACGUGAUUUGUCAGGUUGUGCCCAAUUUGUCUGCUGAUAGCUAUAUCGUUGUUUGAAUUUUCAAAGCAAAAGAACCAUUUGUAAGUGUCUGGCACCAAAUGAAAUGAUAAUGUUUCACAAAUAAAACUUUCGUACGAGAUUUUCCUCGGGGCCCGCCUGCAGUUAUGACUAAAAGCUGCUGUUAGGUAUGACUUUUGGGGUUUUUUGUUACCAUAUUUAUUGUCCAGACUAUGUAGAAAUUCUCAGGACUGAAUAGAACACAACCAUUGCUUUCAAUUCAGCAACAUAAACCGCUGGCCCUUGUGGGUCGCCAGCAUUUCUCAGACUCACGGUGUUGUGCAAACAAAGUGUGUAUAAUCUCAACCAGUGCCAGUAAAAAUGUAACCAAAAAAUUAUGUUGAAAACACACAGGAAAUCAAAAGUUAUUUAUAAUGCGCUAGAAAGGAGUUCAAACAAAAAUGCUGGGAUUAGCAGCUGUAAUGAUGACGACCCAAUAAAUAAACUGCCAGGAA